Messenger RNA from Dipodomys spectabilis (banner-tailed kangaroo rat), 1076 nucleotides. It is a transcript of the gene Metrn, whose product is annotated as meteorin, glial cell differentiation regulator. NCBI's taxonomy places the organism in Eukaryota, Metazoa, Chordata, Mammalia, Rodentia, Heteromyidae. The record is from RefSeq and is a predicted model, not a curated record. The transcript has 4 exons. Gene Ontology annotation, biological process: glial cell differentiation; positive regulation of axonogenesis. The coding region runs from base 74 to 940 and encodes 288 amino acids. Gene Ontology annotation, molecular function: hormone activity.
CUCCCGCCGCCCCGCCCCGCCCUGGGGCAGCGCCCGCGAGCCCGGAGCCCAGGCGCGGGCGGGUUCCUGCGCCAUGCCGGCCGGGGCGCUGCUCCGCGUCCUCUGCUGCGGCCUCCUGGCCGCGUCCGCGCGCGCGGGCUACUCGGAAGACGGCUGCGGCUGGCGGGGCAGCGGCUUGACGCAGGAGCCGGGCAGCGUCGGGCACCUGGCCCUGGCCUGCGCCGAGGGCGCCGUGGAGUGGCUGUACCCGGCCGGGGCGCUGCACCUGACCCUGGGCGGCCCCGAGCUGGGCGCGCGGCCCACCGUCGCCUGCCUGCUCCCCGCGCGGCCCUUCGCGGGCGCGCAGGUCUUCGCCGAGCGGCCCGGGGGCGCCCUGGAGCUGCUGCUGGCCGAGGGCCCGGGCCGGGCCGGGGGCCGGUGCGUGCGCUGGGGCCCCGGCCAGCGCCGGGACCUCUUCCUGCAGGCCACGCCUCACCCCGACAUCAGCCGCCGCGUGGCCGCCUUCCGCUUUGAGCUUCGAGCAGACAAGCAUCCGGAGCUGCCUCCGCGGGCCCAGGGCCUCGGCGUGGACGGUGUCUGCAGACCCUGCAGCGACGCGGAGCUCCUCCUGGCGGCGUGCACCAGCGACUUCCUGAUCAACGGGACCAUCCACGGGGUCACCCACGACUCGGAGUCUCAGGAGUCCAUCAUCACCGUGGUGCCCACGCGUGUUCUCCGCCCGAUGCUGCCAGUGGGCAGCGCCGAGGGCCCGGGGCAGGCCUCCAUUCACACCCCCCUGCAGUGCGGUGUCCGCCCAGGCCCAGGCACCUUCCUCUUCAUGGGCUGGCGCCAUUUUGGCCAGGCCUGGCUGGGCUGUGCCCCCCGCUCCCAGGAGUUCAGACGUGCCUACGCUGCUGCCCACGCUGCCCAUACCCACCCCUGCGAGGUGAAACUGGACUGAGGGGACUGGGGACCGCCAGUGGGACCUUCCUGGGCAAGGGGGCAGGAGGGUGGGGGGCUGGAGGUCCAGCUGUCAGGACCAGCUGACAGGCGUCCUGAGCUGACAGGCGGCACCAAUAAGAACAUUGCUCAUACUG